GAUAAACCAUCAGGAUUAAGCACUGCAACUGUUUUCUGUGUCUGAACUGCACAGAAAAAACCUUUCUAUUCUACUGUUUUUGGAGCCGGGCUGAAUUACUGUUUGGUCUUUCUGUGUUCUCUCUACUAAAGUUUCGAAGAAUUAAUAAUUAAGGUAACUCUGAAAUACUAAACCACCUGUUGGGCUAUUUCCUGAAGCCACAGCGGGAUUCAGAUACAGCACAAUUUGUUUUGUUUUUGUUUUUUUAUGCCUGUAACAGAAGAUUCAACUAGAGAGCUUGCUUGUCCUUAUUUAAGCAGAAUAUUGCUCUGUUCCAAUGCCAAUUCCAGGCAAGCUCAUUGGGCGUUCUCAGAGCUGGGAUGCUGCAGGAUGGUAUGAAGGCAACUGGGAGAAUGAAAGUCCAUUUGAGUACCAGAGACCUCCAGGGAGGAGGAAUUCUUUAACCUACGGUGGUGAGGGAGCUUGGUAUGAGCAGCCAGGACAUAGACUGCACGAUGUUAUCUUGCAGGGAAGUAGUGAACCGAAGCAAGAACCAUAUCCAUACCAAGAACCAGUUUUUAACCAGAGUCCUUUAAGGAAAAGUUCUGUUCCUGACUUUGUUUACUACGACCGGCAUCCUGCAAUGUCUUCCCGAAGUUCCUUGCCACCUCAGGAUUACUACAGUGACCCAUCUUUAGCUCCUAGAUCUCCUAAAGAUCCACGCUACUAUAGAGAUCACAUGAUUAACAGAACAUUACCAAAUUAUGGCAUGCCUAGCAGCAGAUUGGCUUGGGAUCAGAUGCAAGGACGAACACCUGCCCUGCAUGAAGCUGGCCGCAUGUAUAGAGACCCAGCAACUAAAAUGGUCCCUGAAGCACAGAGGAUUAGAAACAGAGACCCUUCUCCAGCAAGGUAUGGUGUUGAAGCUUCCACACCUAGAUAUGGAGCAGAGCCUUUAACGUUUUCCAACAGGCCAGUUUAUAAUGACACUGUGGACAGAUCAAUGGAUUCUGCAGCUGGUAGGCAAGCUGCUCCAACGUGUUUGGUAGUGGAUCCAAAUUCAUCUGCAGCUCCUGAUGGAAGUGUAGUUCUACCGUCUACGCCUGUAAACCGUGGUUAUGGACCCAUCAGAGAAAGUGUCAGUGCAAAGGUUCCUUAUGAUGGCUACGAAACAGUCACAACCCCUUCUCAUACUCAGAUGCCUCCACCUUUCCCAGGUCAGGACAUUAAAAGAAACGUGGAUCCAGAGUUCUUAGCAUUUCUGCGUUCUGAAGGAGUAUCUGAAAGCACGCUCAGCGGCUUGCUGCAGCAAGGGUUUGAUUCUCCAAGCCUGCUAGCAAUGAUGGAGGACAAUGACAUCAAGUCAGUAGUUCCAAAUCUAGGGCAAGCAAGAGUACUUUCUCGAAUUGCCCAUACCUACAAAGCAGAAGUUCAGUUGCAGCGACAGGAAAGGAAGAGCACCAUUGUUCGUCCCAGGCACCGAUCUAACAGCUUUAGUCAUCGUGGUGAACUGCUUCAGAAUGAGUAUGGGAUGCACCCUGUUACUGUCCCUAUGGCAGAUGGUACAGCACUGCACCAGCCACCUCCUGGAUCAAUGCAGCCAGUGUCCCCAAGAGUAGCAGAACUAACUCGCCGUCCAUCUAGUGCCCCAACGCAGCACCUUUUGGAAACUGCAACUUACCCUGCAUCGGGUUUAACUCAUCAAGGCACUCCUUUCCUUCCCAGUUCGGGAUACAGUGCUCCUGGCCCAUGCAAUAUGCAUACUCGUCCAGCAAUGGGCUAUUCUUUUCCAUCUGGAUUAUCCAUGAGCGCAGUACAGUCAAACCCCCAUCCAAGUUCCAAAACAGCAUAUUCAACCACAUAUACAGUACCCAUGGAGCUGAUGAAGAGGGAAAGAAAUCCUCCAUUGUCCCCAAUGCAGAGUCCUCACAACAGCCCUCAACUCCUUCGAAAGCAAGCUCCCCAAAUGGAGCCCAAUCUAGUGCCGGUGGGUCCAGUGCAGCACUCUCCUUUUCCAGCGCAGCACUCUCCUUACCAGAAACAAACAAGACGCACAGGGCCACCUGUCAUUGUUUCCUCAAUGGCAUCACCUGAACCAAGUAUUCGCCCACAAAUCAUGAAUGGCCCUAUGCAUCCUCGCCCAUUGGUGGCUUUACUAGACGGAAGGGAUUGUACUGUGGAAAUGCCAAUUUUGAAGGACUUGGCUACUGUUGCAUUCUGUGAUGCACAAUCAACUCAGGAAAUCCAUGAAAAGGUUUUAAAUGAAGCUGUUGGAGCAAUGAUGUACCAUACUAUCACUCUCACCCGAGAAGACCUAGAGAAAUUCAAGGCCUUACGAGUCAUUGUACGGAUAGGCAGUGGCUAUGACAACAUCGACAUUAAAGCUGCAGGGGAACUUGGGAUUGCUGUCUGCAACAUCCCCUCAGCGGCAGUAGAAGAGACGGCAGAUUCCACUGUAUGCCACGUGCUGAAUCUCUACAGACGGAAUACGUGGCUAUAUCAAGCACUGAGGGAAGGAACCCGCGUGCAGAGCGUGGAACAGAUACGAGAAGUGGCUUCCGGGGCUGCUCGUAUCAGAGGCGAAACUCUUGGCCUCAUUGGAUUUGGUCGCACUGCGCAAGCAGUUGCCGUUCGAGCCAAGGCAUUCGGAUUCAAUGUGAUCUUUUAUGACCCAUACCUGCAGGAUGGCAUAGAAAGGUCCCUGGGAGUCCAGAGAGUCUACACACUCCAGGAUCUGCUGUACCAGAGUGACUGUGUGUCAUUACACUGUAACCUCAAUGAACAUAAUCACCACCUUAUCAAUGACUUUACAAUUAAGCAGAUGAGGCAGGGAGCGUUUUUGGUGAAUACAGCACGGGGCGGUCUGGUGGAUGAAAAGGCCUUAACUCAAGCCCUGAAAGAAGGCAGGAUACGAGGGGCAGCACUAGAUGUGCAUGAAUCAGAACCAUUUAGCUUUGCUCAGGGGCCAUUGAAAGAUGCUCCUAAUUUAAUUUGUACACCCCACACCGCUUGGUACAGUGAACAAGCUUCGCUGGAAAUGAGAGAAGCUGCUGCUACAGAGAUUCGGCGAGCAAUCACAGGUCGCAUCCCUGAAAGCCUACGAAACUGUGUGAACAAGGAAUUCUUUGUCACAACAGCUCCUUGGUCAGUAAUAGAUCAGCAAGCAAUUCAUCCAGAGCUCAAUGGUGCCACAUACAGCUGCCGUUAAGUAUAACCCUGGAUCCAGAGAAGGACAAGAUAUGCAUGAAAGAACACUUUGCAGUUUUCCUCUCCACAAAUCAGAGGACCUUUCUGUGUGGACUGUGGGUCAGGCACUGGACAGCACACUCAGCCUCCUCUCCAUUCUCCCCCAUGUAUAUGCAGAAGUGUUGGACAUGCGUAUGUUAGCUUUUCGUCCAUUAUAUUCCAGAGAACACAAUGGAAUUCCAGAGAACAUGAUGAAAUAUUGUAAUGGAACUAGAAAGAUUUAGAGUACAACCCAAUGAAAGCUGAUCACUUUUAGUUGCAUUAAUUUCAAGGGGAAAGCAUCAAGUGCUCAGUUCGUUUGUUGCACUCAAUGGGACUUAAGUGCUUAACUGUGGCUAGAUUACAUUCACCGAUACUAUUCUGUUUUUGCAUUACAGGCAGUCAGAAGCAUCUCUGGGAAGGCUCUAGUCUGUGUUUAUCUUAACGUGAACCAUAAGUUGCUUUUCCUUAAAGAUCAGGCAUGUCCCACUUAAUAAAAAAGGGCUGUAUACUUCAGCCACAAGCUCUUAACUUUUUUGAACAGUGAUCUUUUGUAUCAAAGUAAAUAAAGAUUGUGCUUUAGUGUUUUUCACAGCUAGCGCAUUCAUUUUGGAGCAACAGGUGCCAUGUUAUUAAAAUUUGCAAUUUUUUUGCUUAAUUCCUUACACACAGCAAGAAGGGGGAAAAUUGCUUCCAGUGGUCUCAACAUUAUAAAUGUUGGUACUCCGUCUGCCAGAUAAGGCCUAGACCAAGAGUUGACACUAAGACAUCUGUAUUGAAAAUGAAGAUAGGAAAAGCUAACAACUGCCAAUCAAACAUUCCUCUCAAUUGAUUGGAGUGGGUCAUAGGGACCAUAUUAAACAAGUCUUGUUCAACAUACACUCACUUCCAAUUGGCUUCCAAGCUCAGUUCUAGAUGUUUGUAUUGGCUUUUAAGCCUUGUAUGUCUUGGGACCAAAAUACCUUAAAGACCAUCUUGUCCCAUAUGAACCUACGUAAGCAGUCCAGUCAUCUUGGUCAGCCUGUGCCAUCAGAACUGUACAGAUGGCAGUGAAGAAAGGGUGUUCUUUGAAACUCUCUUCCCAGGGAGAUUUGUCUUUUGGCCCUCGUUCUAGUGUUGUUCUUGUGUUUUAAUUGAAUUAUUUUACAAUUCAGCUGUAUUUUUAAUUGUUCAACUGUUUCAAUUUUUUUUAAUGUUUACCGCCUUGUAAACCCUGAUCAGGUGGAGAAGUGGCAUAACAAUGUUUAACAAUGAUAAUAUUGUUCAUUUGUAUAUCAUAAUUAUGCAAAAAAUUAGUGAGGGUGUGGUUUCUCAAUCUCAAUUUUAAAAUCAUGAUAUUAGUGACCUUCUCAUGAUUUUUUUCAUUGACCCUGCUGUUCCCAGGUAUUUCUAUAUCAAUUAUGGUCAUUUUGUUAUCCUUGAUCACUGAUGUGUGGUAUGUUUUUGAGGUUGUCAUUAACCAAGUGAUAGGCUGAAUGAUAGGAUACUACACUGAGCUAUUUAAAUUAAAGCAUUGCCGACUUCAUUAAACUUUUCUAUUCAGAAA
This is a messenger RNA of Sphaerodactylus townsendi, 4750 nucleotides long. RefSeq names its product C-terminal binding protein 2 (gene CTBP2). The coding region runs from base 317 to 3187 and encodes 956 amino acids. The record is from RefSeq and is a predicted model, not a curated record. Gene Ontology annotation, molecular function: oxidoreductase activity, acting on the CH-OH group of donors, NAD or NADP as acceptor; transcription corepressor activity; NAD binding. The transcript is spliced from 9 exons. NCBI's taxonomy places the organism in Eukaryota, Metazoa, Chordata, Lepidosauria, Squamata, Sphaerodactylidae.